Messenger RNA from Pteronotus mesoamericanus, 935 nucleotides. RefSeq names its product TP53RK binding protein (gene TPRKB). Gene Ontology annotation, biological process: tRNA threonylcarbamoyladenosine modification. The transcript has 7 exons. The coding region runs from base 369 to 896 and encodes 175 amino acids. Gene Ontology annotation, cellular component: EKC/KEOPS complex; nucleus; cytosol. Lineage: Eukaryota; Metazoa; Chordata; Mammalia; Chiroptera; Mormoopidae. The record is from RefSeq and is a predicted model, not a curated record.
GCAUCCGGAAAACUGAGGACUGGAGGCUGGAGGGUAUAGAGCGCAGCUGCCGCCCAGCUUCCGGAAGUUGAGGGCUUUGUUUCUGAGGGGAAGAUCUUCCGAAACGGACGGGGAGGCGGUGGUGAAUCCUUCCGGCGCAGGAGCGGUCGGGGCUAGCCUGGAAGGAAGAGGGCCGGAGAUUCUACUUAUAAGUGAGAUCAUACUGCAUUUGCCUUUCACUGACUGGCUUAUUCUACUUAACAUAAUAGUCUCCAGUUCCAUCCAUGCUAUUGCAAAAGGAGAUAUAACAGCAAGAAUACUGCUAUGCAAAAUACCUGAAAUUUUACUGCCAGUGUUUUCCUCUAAGUAAAAUCCUGCUUAUCUGUGAAAUGCAGUUAACACAUCAGCUGGACCUAUUUCCUGAAUGCAAGGUGACCCUUCUGUUAUUUAAAGAUGUAAGAAAUGCUGGAGACUUGAGGAAAAAGGCAAUGGAAGGUGCCAUUGAUGGUUCAUUAAUAAACCCUACGGUGAUCGUCGAUCCAUUUCAGAUACUUGUGGCAGCAAACAAAGCAAUUCAUCUCUACAAACUAGGAAAGAUGAAGACGAGAACUCUAGCUGCUGAAAUUAUUUUCAACCUGUCCCCAAAUAACAAUAUUUCAGAGGCUUUGAAAAAAUUUGGUAUCUCAGCAAAUGACUCUUCAAUUCUAAUUGUUUACAUUGAAGAUGGAGAAAAACAAAUAGAUCAAGAAAACCUAAUAUCUCAGGUAGAAGGUCAUCAAGUUUCUCUGGAAAAUCUCCCUGAAAUAACAAAUAUUACAGAAGUUAAAAAGAUAUAUAAACUGUCUUCACAAGAAGAAAGUAUCGGGACAUUAUUGGAUAGUGUUACUUGUAGAAUGUCAACAAAAGAUGUUUUGUGAAAUGACAGAAAUAUUAAAAAUUUUCAGCAUUUGUAAAAA